Messenger RNA from Leucoraja erinaceus (little skate), 904 nucleotides. Its product is annotated as adhesion G-protein coupled receptor V1-like. The coding region runs from base 1 to 540 and encodes 179 amino acids. Gene Ontology annotation, biological process: negative regulation of adenylate cyclase activity. The record is from RefSeq and is a predicted model, not a curated record. The transcript has 3 exons. Gene Ontology annotation, molecular function: G protein-coupled receptor activity. Gene Ontology annotation, cellular component: membrane. NCBI's taxonomy places the organism in Eukaryota, Metazoa, Chordata, Chondrichthyes, Rajiformes, Rajidae.
AUGGACUCUCUUUACUGCACUGUUUGUAAUAUAUUUGGUUUUGUUUUGCAGGGCCUGUAUGUUUUUGUGGUCUAUGUUAUCUUGCACAAUCAACUCUGCUGGCCAGUGAAAGCCAGCUACAGUAUGGAAAUCAAUGGUCAUCCCAGUCCUGGGUCAACCUAUCUGACAACAGGCAGUGGUGCACCAUCCGUAGGAGGGGAGAUCAGCAAGUCCACUCAGAACCUAAUCACUGCAAUGGAGGAGAUACCAGCUGACUGGGAACAAGCCUCUUUAAGAACCAGCAGUCAAGCAAGCAGCAUCUUCAAGCAAAGUCCACUGAAUGGCAACACUUAUGGCACUAAAGGAGAUUAUGGUACUGGAAACUUGGUGGGGGAUGAAGAGUCACAAGAGUUUGAUGAUUUGAUAUUUGCCUUAAAAACUGGUGCCGGCCUCAGUGCCAGCGAUAAUGAAUCAUAUCACGGAAGCCAAGAUGGUCGAAGCAUUGCUAAUUCACAGAUUGUGGAGCUCCGAAGAAUACCAAUAGCAGACACUCACCUUUAACAGCCUUCCCUGCUUUGCAAUCGAAAUUUGAUCAUAUUUUUAUACUUUUUGGAUGUCCUUCUUUUGCACUAAAAUUUUGCAUUUAAAUAUUUAGAGCAGUGUUAUACUUUACACCGUUUGUACAACAUUUUGUAACGUUCAACUGAUUAUAACCUUAGACUUCAAUGUAACCCGUUGAAAAGUGUUUUCUGUAGUUUUUUUUUAAACUUGAGUACAAAAAAGUAAAUUUUAAUUAUUAACUAAUAUGAAUGAUCGAUUUCUGUAGAACCUAGAUACAAAUUGAAAAAAAUAGCAAUAAAUGACUGAUGUAAAUCAUUUACAUCUUCCCUUAGAAGCAAUACAAUAAAAAUAAUUUUGCGGUCAU